AUGUUCAAGCUUCUUCUUACCGCGACGUUGCUGUGGGUGCUCCCCGAAGUCGCUUUCGGGGUCAACGGAACCGUCCGUGCUGGUGUUGGCUCCCAAGCUCUAAAGGAUGGCAUUGUCGACAGUUCUGUUGAUAACCUUGACGAUGCCCUGCUUCUCAACCAGGUCGAUUCACGCCACCGACAGCUGGCUGGACCCGUCGUUGCUCUUUUAUGGAAGGCUGGUUCUGCUAUAGGAACAGGGGAAUACGAGGACGACGAUCCUGCUACUAUUGAAGGGACAGUGAAAGUGGCUACCAAGAUUGGCAAUGUGGAUGCUUGGAAUUUUUCGCUGACAUUCCGGUAUGAGGACGGUUGGACUGAGGAUGGGUUGUUCCUGAAUGGGUGGGUGAAACAUCUCAUGAAGCCGACAGCGCCAGGACACGAACGCGACCUUGGAACGUUCGGGAGGGAAAUUGUCGUUUCGAAUUAUAUCAAGAACGAAUGGAACUCGGACGCAACGAUUGGAUCCAAUGGUGGGAGGCCAUGGGAAAAGCAUCCCGGCGACGUACAUUACGACUGCGUGACCAAAAACUUCAUGGAAACUGUAGGAAGCAUCAAUAGUUGGUCGUUUGUGCUCGUGGCUUCUCAUGUGGACAGCCUUGAAGCCAAGGGCGAUCCCCAUUUCCAGACUUGGAGUGGCCGUGGGUUCGACUAUCAUGGGGAGUGUGAUUUGGUGUUGCUGUCAGCGCCAAACUUCCUGUACGGUCCACUUGACAUUCACAUUCGCACCAAGAGUCGCUAUGACUACUCCUACAUUGAGACGGCAGCCGUUCGAAUUGGAGAGGAUAUCCUAGAAGUAUCCAGUUGGGGAGAUUAUGCCCUCAAUGGAGUGGACGGAGCGUUAGGUCCAAAUGGACAUGAGGUUCCCAUUUUGGGAGGGUACAGUGUCAGCUACAGACAAGCUGAUGACAAGAGACAUGUCUUCGAGAUUCGAAAUGAUAAAGUUGGAGCGCACAUCAAGGUCUCUUCUUUCAAAGAUUGGGUCAAUGUCGAGGUGCUGCCGGUCCCCCCAGAGAGCUUUGUCGGGAGCUUUGGCUUGAUGGGAAGCUUCCCUACCGGCCAGAUGUUGGCUCGAAAUGGGAAGACUGUCAUGGACGAUCCAAAAGCUGUCGGCCAAGAGUGGCAAGUCCUUCCUUCUGAGCCCAGCCUCUUUCGGGUCGCCUCUUCGGGCUCCGAUCGAUGCAUUCUACCUGAUCAAGUCAAGGCCAGCAAAGCCCGUCGUCGACUAGGAGAGUCUGUCUCCCGUAGCCAAGCGGAAGUAGCCUGCGUCAAAUCCUCUCGCUUUAAAGACUUGGAAAAUUGCAUCUUUGAUGUCAUGGCCAGCGGAGACAUCGAAAUGGCUCUCAAUGGCUUGUGA
Molecule: messenger RNA, 1395 nt
Organism: Seminavis robusta
Lineage: Eukaryota; Bacillariophyta; Bacillariophyceae; Naviculales; Naviculaceae
Source: the annotation of a GenBank genome assembly